AUCAAACCAGCGUCAAUGGGUCGACAAAUCCAAGUCGCUGUGAAAGUUCUUGAUCUAGAUCGUUUUCCAACUAAAAUGGAUGACUUUUUGAAGGAGGCUGCAAUAAUGAACGCAUUGGAUCAUCCCGAUAUUGUCCGACUAUAUGGUGUCUGUGUAGCUUCUAAAUGUCUUCGAUUGGUGACUGAAUUAGCUCCCCUUCGGUCUCUCCUUGAGUGUUUACGUGAACCAGAUCUUCGUACCUCCUUCCCGGUUUCUACGCUUCAUUCAUUCGCCAUUCAGAUCGCUAGAGGCAUGUCCUAUCUUGAAGAGGAGCGCUUGGUUCAUCGCGAUCUUGCAGCUCGAAACAUUCUUGUCUUCGCUAAGGACAGAGUGAAGAUUGGAGAUUUCGGCUUAAGUCGGGCCCUCCAAUUGGGCAAGUCAUACUACCAAACGAACUUCAACGCCAACCUCCGUCUCCCAAUCGCUUGGUGUGCUCUGGAAGCCAUUCAUGAAUUGCGUUUUACCAGUGCCAGCGACGUCUGGUCGUACGGGGUGACUCUGUGGGAGAUGUUCACCUACGGGUUUGUUCCAUGGGCUGGUCUCUCUGGUCGACAGAUCUUGGAGGCGGUUGAUGUUCCAAAUUGUCAGCGUUUGAGCCAACCGGAUGCGUGUCCCGACGCGGUAUUUGAUGCAGUUAUGAGAUCGUGUUGGAAUCACGAGCCUACAUCUAGGCCAACAUUCGCCCAACUUACAGAUGUCUCACAGAAGACUUGCUUCUCCUAUUUUACCAAUAUAAAUGGAUCUUUUGUGUGUGUGUGUGUGUGUGUGUGUGUGUGUGUGUGUGUAUGUAUGUACAUACCCGUCCUAUUUCUCCUGCAACUAGCGCAUUCCAGUUACAAUAUUUGCAAAAACCGGUUAAUCACAUGCCAUCUCUUCCAACUUCUUGAUGUCGUUCGACAAAUUUAUUGCCCCAAUGUCCAAGUGAAAGAUAUUCCAUCAAAUAUUUCGCAUUUUUUGCCAGGAGUGUAA
Molecule: messenger RNA, 1008 nt
Organism: Rodentolepis nana
Lineage: Eukaryota; Metazoa; Platyhelminthes; Cestoda; Cyclophyllidea; Hymenolepididae
Source: the annotation of a GenBank genome assembly